Neurospora tetraspora is the source of this 1336-nucleotide messenger RNA. Its product is annotated as nucleoside phosphorylase domain-containing protein. The transcript is spliced from 2 exons. Bases 196 to 1128 code for a protein of 310 amino acids. Gene Ontology annotation, biological process: nucleoside metabolic process. Gene Ontology annotation, cellular component: cytosol. The record is from RefSeq and is a predicted model, not a curated record. Lineage: Eukaryota; Fungi; Ascomycota; Sordariomycetes; Sordariales; Sordariaceae. Gene Ontology annotation, molecular function: S-methyl-5-thioadenosine phosphorylase activity.
UAUCGGCACAAUCGAGGGGUAUCAUCCAAAAAAUUAGGUGAUGCGGCAGCCGGGACGACGAGGUAAUUCGGGGGUCUCGUUGCGUGCGCUUACACAUCUUCUCUCUUUUCUGUCUUGUCUGCUUCUUGAUACGCGUUUCUUUCUUUCCUUGCAUAUAUACCCGGCGUUCAGUUUUAGUAUAUACCAAUCGCCAAAAUGGAGAACCUUCCCACCACUUACGAUGGCCCCGUCCACAUCGCCGUCAUCGGCGGCACCGGCCUCUCCAAGCUCGACGGCUACGUCCCCGUCGCCGCCCUCAACCCCGUCACCCCCUGGGGCUCUCCCUCCUCCCCCCUCAUGAUCUUCGAGCACAACGGACACGCCGUCGCCUUCCUCGCUCGCCACGGCCUCUACCACCAGCUCGCCCCUCACGAGGUUCCCGCGCGCGCCAACAUCGCCGCCCUGCGCUCCAUCGGCGUGCGCACCAUCAUCGCCUUCUCCGCCGUCGGCUCCCUGCGCGAGGAGAUCAAGCCGAUGGAUUUCGUCAUCCCCGACCAGAUCAUCGACCGGACCAAGGGCAUCCGCCCUUUUACUUUCUACGAGGGCGGCGUGGUCGGGCACGUCGGCUUCGCCGACCCCUUUGAUGCCGGUCUGGCCGCUGUGGUCGAGAAGUGCGCCUCCGCGAUGAAGGGCGACGGUGUCGUCCUGCACAACAAGGGCACCAUCAUCUGCAUGGAGGGACCCGCCUUCAGCACCCGCGCCGAGAGCCACAUGUACCGCUCGUGGGGCGGUAGCGUGAUUAACAUGUCUGCUCUGCCCGAGGCUAAGCUCGCGAGAGAGGCGGAGCUGGCUUACCAGAUGAUUUGCAUGGCGACCGAUUACGACUGCUGGCGCGGCGAGUCGGGCGAGGAUGUGGAUGUCGCCAUGGUCAUGAAGUACAUGGCUGCCAACGGCGAGAACGCUAAGCACCUGGUUGGUGCGGUGCUGGAUGAGCUGCUUAAGCAGGAUAACAGCGAUUUGGUGCUGGCGAAGAAGUGGCAGGGUAGUGCGCAGGGCGCGGUCAAGUUCAUGACUAAGCCUGAGGGCCGUGAUCCCGAGGCUAUGAAGAGGGUUGAGUUCCUUUUCCCUGGGUUCUGGGAGGAGAAGUAAAGUGUGACGUGGGCUAAAAAAAAAUCGGGGUCAAGUGGUAAAUAUUUUCACGAAAUCUGCCAUGAUAGUAAUGGAAAUGAACUGGGCUAUACAGGAGGGCUCUUCAGGAUUGGGAAAACGCGCGUAGACUUGGCGUUGCGUUAUAGAUAGCGGCAUAGAUAUCCUUUUGGUUCAUACAAUUUAACGACAUGCUUCACAUUUUUACUGA